This is a messenger RNA of Cheilinus undulatus (humphead wrasse), 1017 nucleotides long. It is a transcript of the gene nqo1, whose product is annotated as NAD(P)H dehydrogenase, quinone 1. The record is from RefSeq and is a predicted model, not a curated record. The transcript is spliced from 6 exons. The coding region runs from base 121 to 981 and encodes 286 amino acids. Gene Ontology annotation, molecular function: NAD(P)H dehydrogenase (quinone) activity. Gene Ontology annotation, cellular component: cytosol. Lineage: Eukaryota; Metazoa; Chordata; Actinopteri; Labriformes; Labridae.
AUUUUCUUCAUCUGAUAUCGUAUCUGACCGCCAUGUUUCUCACGCACAGUGACCAGCGGGGCCUAUAAGAGCCACACUGACCAGGUUUAGUUCACAGACAGCUCAGACUGACGGCUCAGCAUGGCUCAGAAGACGGUCCUGAUUGUCUACGCCCAUCAGAGUCCAGGUUCGUUCAACGCCGCAGCCCGUGACGUGGCGAUGGAGGAGCUGAGGGAGCAGGGAUACAGAGUCCUCGUGUCCGACCUGUACGCCAUGAAGUUCAAAGCUAGCGCCACGCGGGAGGACAUCAUCGGUGACCUGAAGAAACCGGAACUCUUCCAGUACGGAGAUGAGACCAUGUUCGCCUGGAUGGAAGGUCGGCUCAGCGAAGACAUCAUGGCUGAACAGAAAAAAGUGCAGGAGGCGGAGCUUGUCAUCUUCCAGUUUCCUCUCUACUGGUUUGGUGUUCCUGCAAUCAUGAAGGGCUGGAUUGAUCGAGUCCUGACUCAAGGCUUCGCUUUCUCCCUGGAGAAGAUGUACAACCAUGGGAUCUUUAAGGAUAAGAAAGCGAUGUUGUCCUUCACGACCGGAGCCACACAGACAAUGUUCAGACCGGACGGCAUCAACGGAGACAUCAACAUCAUCCUGUGGCCGCUACAGAAUGGGACUCUGCACUUCUGUGGCUUUCAGGUUCUCCCCCCUCAGAUCUUCUGGAGUCCGGCUCACGUUCCCCACGCUGUGCGGACCGCCAUGUUGGAGGGGUGGCGAGCACGGCUGAAAGGCCUGUUGGCAGAGAAAACCUUGACCUUUGCUCCCUGCGAGCUCUUUGACCUCAGCUUUCAGGGCGGGUUCCUGAUGUGGCCGACGGUGAAGGAGGAGAGAGAGUGCGAGCCGUACGGCCUCACCACGGGACACCACCUGGGCAAACCGCUCCCCCCCGACAACCAGAUCUCUGCUGAGUCCGCGGGAGAAUGUUGUGCCCAAGCAGAAUGCUGGAAGUAGACUGACCUUCUCUCAUGUGUCUGUAGACCUGUUCAC